UUAUAAAAGUUGAGCAGUUUGGAACGAGACUUCCUCUCGAGCCGAGUGAGUUCUUGCUUCUCUGCUUCGAGUAGCCGACUCGACCUUUCUUACCAGAUAUUGGAUUACCUAUCAAAACGGUGCAGACGGCCCGGUCCGGCCCCAAGACCAUUCAGUCAUUCUCCAUUCAGUUCAGCCUCAGCCCUCAAGCUCCCUGCCUCCCUCAGCCAUUCAGCCUCACUUAAGUCACUCCCCCAGUCCCCAGUCCCCAGUCCCCAGUCCCCAGGCUGACCCCUGACCUCGUCUUCUCUCCCACUCCCAGUCUCUCAGCACGCACGACGCACUCCCAGCUCCUCGUUCGACUGACGAUGAUGACGGCCUACGAUUGACGUCCGACGACUGACGACCUACGGUGCUGCCCUGCUUCUCGGUGACGACUGACGCUCCCCAAGUGUGCAAGUGCUACACAGCACACGAACACAAACAAAAGGCCAAGGGGACACUGUUUUUUUUUUUACUUCCCUAACCCUUUGACGAUCGCCAUACCAUGGGGAAGACCAAGAAGAACAAGAAGAGCAACAAGAAUUCCGGUCCUGAUGCAGUAGCCAUGAAAUUGAAAGCAUCUUCUAAGGGCGCCGACAACCCUUUUGAGUCCAUCUGGUCUCGAAGGAAGUUUGACGUCCUCGGACAGAAGCGCAAGGGGGACACCCGCCGCAUUGGCCUCGCUCGCUCCCUCGCCAUCGAGAAGAGGAAGAAGACACUUCUAAAAGAGUACAAACAGAGCACUAAGUCUUCGGUGUUUGAGGAUAAGCGAAUUGGUGAGGGAGAUAAAGCACUUGAUGAGUUUGGCAAGGCUAUCUUGAGAACCCAGCGAGAACGCCAGUUGAACAUGAAACUAAGCAAGAAAAGCAAGUAUCACCUGUCGGAUGAAGAGGAUGAUUUUGAUGAACCUAAUACUUUGGGUUUGGAAAGAGAUGAUUUUGAAGAUGAAAUGCUUCCAGACGAUGAUGGUGACGAAGCUUAUGAAACUAAACGAAAAUCAGCUUUGGGGCUGCAUAUGCAGAUUCCAACGGAGACAAGUGUGGCUGAAGGUGAAGCAAAUAAGAAGAAAACUCAUGCAGAGGUUAUGAAGGAAAUUAUUGCAAAAAGCAAAUAUUUUAAGGCUGAAAAAGCCAAAGAAAAGGAAGAAAAAGAAGAAUUGCUUGACGAAUUAGAUAGGAAGUUCACUUCUUUGUCUCAAUCUCAAGCAUUAGUUUCUCUAAGGAAACCGAAUAGUAAUUCUCAGCAGGAAAAACCGGAUGAGUAUGACAUGCUUGUCAAACAAAUGGGACUGGAGAUGCGUGCUCGUCCUUCAAAUAGGAUAAAGACACCAGAAGAGAUAGCUCAAGAAGAAAGAGAACAUUUAGAGGAAAUGGAGGUACGAUUACUUGAUUUUUUUCGAUACAAAACUAACGAGUCCCUUUGUUCUUCCUUUCAUGAUGAAGACAAUGAAGAUUCAGAAAAGGCAUCUAAGCAAAAUCCAAGAUCUCUAUCUGGUGAUGAUCUUGGUGAUUCCUUCUCUCCAAAUGAAGAAACUAUGGCUAAGAAGGGUUGGAUUGAUGAGAUUCUUGAAAGAAAAGAUGAGGAAGAUUCUGACAGCGAAGAGAGUGAUGGUGAAUAUUCUGAUGACUUAGGAAGCUCUGAAGGUGCGGAUGAGGGAUCUGAUGAGGAUCUUGAUGAUCAUGAGAAGGAUCUUUCUUUAAAAGAUUGGGAGCAGAGUGAUGAUGAUAAUAUUGGAAUAGAUCUGGAAGAUGAAGAUAACGAGGAAGAAAGCAAAGAAAGAACUUCAGAAGAAGUUGAUGGGAAAAAUGUUGUGGAUAUGAGUUCAAAGAAAGACAUGAAGGAUCCUUUACAAGCCAAAAAAAUAUAUGUUGGAGGAAAACCGUCAAAAGAGUUACCUUAUAUAAUUGAAGCUCCCAAGAACAUUGAAGAAUUAUAUUCCCUGCUGGAUAAUUGCUCUAUUUCUGAUACCAUCCUAGUAAUUAACCGGAUUCGGAAAAGCAAUCCAAUCACACUUGCAGUGGAAAAUCGCAAGAAAAUGCAAGUAUUUUAUGGGGUAUUAUUGCAGUAUUUUGCUGUUAUGGCAAACAAGAAACCUUUGAAUGUUGGGUUACUCAAUAUGCUAGGGAAACCAUUGAUAGAGAUGAGUAUGGAGAUCCCGUACUUUGCUGCAAUAUGUGCUCGUCGCAGAAUAGAGAGUAUUAGAAAGCAGUUUGUUGAGAGCAUCAAGAAUCCAGAAAGCAGCAGCUGGCCUUCUACAAAGACAUUAUUUCUCUUGCGAUUGUGGUCCAUGAUAUUUCCAUGCUCUGACUUUAGGCAUCCAGUUAUGACCCCUGCGAUUCUAUUGAUGUGUGAGUAUCUCAUGCGUUGCCGAAUAGUAUCUGGUCAGGAUAUUGCCAUUGGCUCUUUCUUAUGCUCAAUGCUUCUCUCUGUAUUUAGACAGUCAAGAAAGUUCUGUCCUGAAGCAAUAAUGUUCCUCCAAGCUGCGCUGAUUGCAGCGGCUGAGAGUAAUAUUUCGCAUGCAGAUUCUCAGGCCUAUCAACUUAUGGAACUGAAAGCUCUCAAGCCUGUGCUGUGCAUAUGUGAAACCGUAAAUGAGAUCAGUCCUCUGAACUUUUUCCACAUAAUGGACAUGCCGGAGGACUCUUCUAUUUAUUCUUCUGAUAAUUUCAGGGCUAGUGUGUUAGUUGCCGUUAUCGAAACUCUACAAGGAUAUGUCGAAGUCUAUGAAGGCUUAAGCUCGUUUCCUGAAAUAUUUUUACCAAUUUUGAGGAUUCUAUUUGAGAUAUCAGAACAGAAAAAUAUGCCAAAUGCAUUAACAGAGAAAAUUAAAGAUGUGACUGAGCUAAUUAAGGCGAACAUAGAUAAACAUCACACUUUGAGGAGACCACUUCAAAUGCGAAAACAAAAGCCAGUACCAAUCAAAUUAUUGAAUCCCAAGUUUGAGGAGAAUUACGUCAAGGGUAGAGAUUAUGAUCCAGACCGUGAACGAGCCGAAAUGAGAAAGUUGAAGAGACAGUUGAAGCGUGAAGCAAAAGGAGCUGCUCGUGAAUUGCGUAAAGACAAUUAUUUCUUGCUUGAGGUGAAGGAUAAAGAAAGGUCCUUACAAGAAAAAGAAAGAACUGAGAAGUAUGGUAGAGCUAAGGCAUUCCUUCAAGAACAAGAACAUGCUUUCAAAUCUGGACAACUAGGAAAAGGGAGGAAGAGGAGGAGAUAAAUUUAACUUCGGCUUUCUUCGAUACUGCGUUAACGAAUUGAGAGAUGCAUGGGCCCCUACUUCACAUUAAAGACCUCAAGGGAUUGCUUUUCUCCACUUCCCGCCCAAUCUUUAGGAGUUGGAGAAGAAAUGAUGCAGGUUAAUCUUCUUGAAAAGAAAGUGUGUGUUGGUGAUUGUUAGCGGGAAGAUACCAAUUUUGUUUGAUAUUUAAUACUUAAGUGGUUGUAAUAUUCAAAUUAGAGAAAGGAGUCCUAAAAGUUUGUACGCUGAAAGGUGAAUAAUAUAGAGGCAAAAAAUUUAGUUGGAGUAGUGCUAACUUUUUUUUUCAUUUUAGUUUUCAAUGUUAGAUUUAUAAUUUAGGAACCGGUGUUUAUGUUGUUUAAAAAAGUCAUUAGUUACCUAGCAUAACUCAAAUACCAAACAUUAUUAAUCCUAAUUUGCCACUAAGCCAUUCACGGCAGCGGUAAAAGUAGCAGCAAAAGUUUAGUGGUGUGAGCAACACUUCUUCUUUAACUGAUAACUGCUCUUUAUUUUACUCAUCAAUUACAUGCUCAUUGUCUUUAAUGGCCGAUACGUCAGUGAAGAAGAACCUCUCCCUUUCCUUCACUUCUACUUCCCUCACCAUUCAAUUUUUCAAUUUAGAAAUUUAAGGUUUUUUAUUAAUAAUAUAAAUUUUGGGCCCUGUUUUUGUUUUGUUUUUUUAUUAAUUCAUUCCAAAACGCCAUUGUUUAGCCUAUUUUUUAAAAAUCGGAAAAAUCUCUGAUCGUGCAGAUCUGCGGACAACGUCAUUGUACCAGUAACUUCAAGAGAAAGAAAAAGAGCAAUGAAGACCAUCUUUGAUUUGAGAGAAGCAGAGGAAAAUAAACGAGGAAAGGAAAAAUCUGCAAUGUCAUUGUAUCAGUAGCUUCAGUGAAAAGGUAAAAGAGUAAUAAAGAGCAUCUUUGAUUUGAGAGAAGCGGAGGAAAAAUUGAAGGACUUUUUAAGCUUUCCAAUCCUUCCAAAGUGCAACACACUAACUUCGUUCAUCAAGUUAUUUUACCUCACCUUUCUAACUCACUCACUGUCAUUCCACGGUCACUGCCUCGUUUCCAGCUCCUCUGCUCGUCUGUGUGCUGCCCCGGUGUGCUUCACCAAGCUCGUCUUCAUCUUCGUCGAUCCGGCCUCUGCUUGUCUCCAACCCGGUCGCAUCGGCUCCAUCUGCAGUGUGCUUUGCAGCCGUACUCGCUUUUUAUAUUAGUUUUGGUUUUGCAGUUGUAGAGGUAAUUUUUUUU
Arachis duranensis is the source of this 4506-nucleotide messenger RNA. RefSeq lists its product as uncharacterized. The coding region runs from base 527 to 3235 and encodes 902 amino acids. Gene Ontology annotation, biological process: maturation of SSU-rRNA. The transcript is spliced from 14 exons. Gene Ontology annotation, cellular component: nucleolus; Noc4p-Nop14p complex; small-subunit processome. Lineage: Eukaryota; Viridiplantae; Streptophyta; Magnoliopsida; Fabales; Fabaceae. The record is from RefSeq and is a predicted model, not a curated record.